This is a messenger RNA of Dentiscutata erythropus, 222 nucleotides long. The record is from the annotation of a GenBank genome assembly. NCBI's taxonomy places the organism in Eukaryota, Fungi, Glomeromycota, Glomeromycetes, Diversisporales, Gigasporaceae.
AUGCUUUCUGAAAAUAUUUAUGCAUUAUUUGAAAAUGCAAAUGCUUCGACGUACUCAGGACCUUUAAAUGAUAUUGUACAACAAAGCAUGCCUUUCGAGAAUAUUUCUGCAGUGUCUGAAAAUGCAAAUACUUCGAUGUACUCAGGGAACUUUGUUUUUCCAAAUACUAAUAGACAACAAAAUAUGCCUCUCGAAAACAUUCUUGUUUUACAAGUUUUCUAA